GAUUCUCUCUGGGAUCCACUGUGCAGGCUCAUACAAAAGGAAUCUGGAUGUGGUGUGUGCCUCACCCCCACAAGGCAGAACACACGCUUGUUCUGCUUGACACUGAGGGCCUGGGUGAUGUGGAGAAAGGUGACAACAAGAAUGACUGCUGGAUUUUUGCCCUGGCUAUUCUUCUAAGCAGCACCUUUGUCUACAACAGCAUGGGAGCCAUCAACCAGCAGGCCAUGGACCAGCUGCACUAUGUGACAGAGCUCACAGAUCGGAUCCGAGCAAGAUCCUCACCUGACCCAGAUGAUGGGGUAGAAGACUCAGCUGAGUUUGUCAGCUUCUUCCCUGACUUUGUGUGGACUCUGAGGGAUAUGACCUUGAAAAUGGAAGUAGAUGGACACCCCAUCACAGCAGAUGAGUACCUGGAGAUUUCUCUGAAGCUCAAGGAAGGUUCCUGCAAGGAAGUUGAAAAAUAUAACCUACCCCGACUCUGUAUUCGUAAGUUUUUCCCAAAGAAGAAAUGUUUUAUAUUCUACCCACCCACUGAGUGGAAAAAGCUUUUUCGGCUAGAGACACUGCAAGAAAAUGAGAUCGAUUCUGAGUUUCUGAAGCAAGUAGCAGAAUUCUGUUCAUACGUCUUUAAGGAGUGCAAAGCCAAAACCCUUCCAGGAGGUGUCAUUGUCAAUGGCCCACGACUAGAAACCCUGGUGCUGACCUAUCUCAGUGCCAUUGGCAGUGGGGAUCUCCCCUGCAUGGAGAACGCAGUCCUGACUUUGGCCCAGAUAGAGAACUCAGCAGCAGUGGAAAAGGCCAUCACCCACUAUGACCAACAGAUGAGCCAGAGGGUACAGCUGCCCACAGAGACCCUCCAGGAGUUGCUGGACCUGCACAGGACCUGUGAGAGAGAGGCCAUAGAAAUCUUCCUCAGGACCUCUUUUAAAGAUGAAGACCAUUUAUUUCAAAUGAAAUUAGGGUCUCAGCUAGAAGAAAGAUGGGAUGACUUUUGUAAACACAAUACGGAAGUGUCAUCCAACCGUUGCUGGGCAUUGCUUCAGGAUAUCUUCAGACCUCUUGAAGAAGGUGUGAAGCAAGGCACUUAUUCAAAGCCAGGAGGCUACUACCUCUUUGUUCAGGAGACCCAGAGGCUGAAGGAAAAGUACCAUGGACAACCCAAGAAGGGCUUACAGGCUGAAGAGGUUCUGCAGAAAUAUUUACAAUCCAAGGAGUCUAUUUCUACUGCAAUUUUACAGACGGAUCAGAAUCUGACCAAAAAGGAAAAGGAGAUUGAAGUGGAACGGAAGAAAGCUGAAUCUGCACUGGCUGCUGCAAAGCUGUUGGAGGAAACACAGAAGAAAAAUGAGAAGCUGAUGGAACAGAAAGAAAGAAGUUAUCAGGAGCACAUGAAACAGCUGACUGAGAAAAUGGAGAAUGACAGAAUCCAAUUAAAAGCAGAGCAAGAGCGGACAUUAUCUCUGAAACUUCAGGAGCAGAAUCAGCUACUCCAAGAGGGGUUCCAGAAAGAAAGCAGAAAGCUUCAAGAAGAGAUGAAGAACGUGGAGAAGAGAUACAAGGAAAAAAUCGAUCAUAUGAAAGCUGAAUUUUCAAAGACUACAGCAAAAAUAAUAGAAGAAACACAAAAGAGAUAUGGACAGAUAUUGGAAAAGAAAGACAGGAAUCACCAGGAACAUGUGCAACAGUUGAUGAAAAAGAUGGAGAGAGACAGAGCACAGUUAAUAGCAGAGCAAGAGAAGAAAAUGACUCUUAUCCUUCAGGAGUGA
Molecule: messenger RNA, 1766 nt
Organism: Rattus rattus (black rat)
Lineage: Eukaryota; Metazoa; Chordata; Mammalia; Rodentia; Muridae
Product: guanylate-binding protein 1-like
Exons: 11
Coding region: 48-1766 (572 amino acids)
Molecular function (GO): GTPase activity; GTP binding
Source: RefSeq, a predicted model, not a curated record